This is a messenger RNA of Ailuropoda melanoleuca (giant panda), 2288 nucleotides long. It is a transcript of the gene PINK1, whose product is annotated as PTEN induced kinase 1. Gene Ontology annotation, cellular component: mitochondrion. The record is from RefSeq and is a predicted model, not a curated record. The transcript is spliced from 9 exons. Bases 78 to 1871 code for a protein of 597 amino acids. Gene Ontology annotation, molecular function: protein serine/threonine kinase activity; ATP binding. NCBI's taxonomy places the organism in Eukaryota, Metazoa, Chordata, Mammalia, Carnivora, Ursidae. Gene Ontology annotation, biological process: regulation of apoptotic process; positive regulation of mitochondrial fission; autophagy of mitochondrion.
GCACCGCCCCGAAGUUUGUUGUGGUGCGGAGCGUCCCGGACGCCUGAGACCGCUGGGAACCCGGUCGCGGUGCCGCCAUGGCGGUGCGACAGGCGCUGGGCCGGGGCCUGCAGCUGGGCCGAGCGCUGCUACUGCGCUUCACCGCCAAGCCUGGCCCGGCCUACGGCUGGGGCGGGGCUAACCUCCCUGCCGUGUCCAACCUGGCCCUCACUCAGAUCUUGUUGGAGGAGAUGCUGUCCAACUGCGAGGUUGUGGGGGCUAACUGGGCUCAGGGCCUCAAUGCUCUGACUGCAGUGAAGGUACAGAGUUUGAGAAAACAUUAUUCUGAACAAUGGGAGAGAAAGGUAGCUUGGCCUAACCCCAGGAUGAGCAGUAAAACCCAAUUUGAUUGUAUUUUUAUUAGCUCUUCAUCUUGUCAGUGGAGGCCUUGCCUGGCUCUACCUCCCUCCUCCCCCACCACCCUUUACUUGAGUCUUACUAGGCAUCCUGACUCAUUGUGCAUGUUUUGUUCCUCACAGGCAAUUUUUACCCAGAAAAACAAGCUGCUUGCUGACCCUUUGGACACCAGACGCUGGCAGGGCUUCCAGCUGGAGGAGUAUCUGAUAGGGCAAUCCAUUGGCAAGGGUUGCAGUGCUGCUGUGUAUGAAGCCACCAUGCCUGUGUUGCCCCAGAACCUGGAGGUGGUGAAGAGCAUCAGGCCUCUUCCAGGCGGAGGCCCAGAUGUCAUUCCACGAGAAGAGGAGCCAGCUUCACAGGCCCCUGCCUUUCCCUUAGCCAUCAAGAUGAUGUGGAAUAUCUCGGCGGGCUCCUCCAGUGAAGCCAUCUUCAGCACAAUGAGCCAGGAGUUAGUCCCAGCUAGUCGAGCGGCCUUGGCCGGGGAGUACGGAGCGGUCACUUACAGAAGAUUCAAGGGAGGUCCCAAGCAACUGGCCCCUCAUCCCAACAUCAUCCGGGUCUUCCGUGCCUUCACCUCCUCGGUACCACUGCUGCCAGGGGCCCUGGUCGACUACCCUGACGUGCUGCCCCCACGUCUUCACCCUGAAGGCCUGGGCCACGGGCGGACUCUCUUCCUCGUUAUGAAGAACUACCCCUAUACGCUGCGCCAGUACCUUCGUGAGAACACCCCGAGCCCCCGCCUCGCCACUGUGAUGGUCUUGCAGCUGCUGGAGGCGGUGGAUCAUCUGGUUCAACAGGGCGUCGCACACAGAGACUUAAAAUCUGACAAUAUUCUCUUGGAGUUGGAUGCAGAUGGCUGUCCCUGGCUGGUGAUCACCGACUUCGGCUGCUGCCUGGCUGACGAGCGCACCGGCCUGCAGCUGCCUUUUACCAGCUGGUACGUGGAUCGGGGCGGAAACGGCUGCCUGAUGGCCCCAGAGGUGUCCACCGCCUGCCCUGGCCCCCAGGCGGUGAUCGACUACAGCAAGGCGGAUGCCUGGGCCGUGGGUGCGCUCGCCUAUGAGAUCUUUGGGCUCUCCAAUCCCUUUUAUGGCCAGGGCAGGGCCCACCUUGAAAGCCGCAGUUACCAGGAGGCUCAGCUGCCCGCACUGCCUGAGUCGGUGCCUCUGGAGGCAAGACAGCUGGUGAGGUCACUGCUCCAGCGAGAGGCCAGCAAGAGACCAUCUGCCCGAGUAGCUGCUAACGUACUUCAUUUAAGCCUCUGGGGUGAACAUACUCUAGCCCUGAAGCACCUACAACUAGACAAGAUAAUCAGCUGGCUCCUCCAGCAGUCAGCUGCCACUCUGUUGGCCGACAGGCUCACAGAAAAGAGCUGCGUGGAAACCAAGAUGAAGAUGUUAUUUCUAGCCAACCUGGAGUAUGAAGCGCUGUGCCAGGCAGCCCUGCUCCUCUGCUUCUGGAGAGCAGCCCCGUGAGGGCUCCGCUGUAGCUGGUGUCUCACUAAAAGAGCUUAGCGACAUCCGUGUGGUGCUGGUCUGUGAGCGCUGCGGGCGGGGUCCCGGGACGCGAGGGCGGGCGGCACGAGGGGGAGGGCGCGGAGAGGCUGGUCAGCGCUAGAGAAGGCCUCUGGUUUGGCAAACGGAAGGAACAGCUGGUGGCAAAGCUCAUGGUCUGUAGCUACUAACUCACCCUAGCUGUGCGAUUUUAGGAGCAUCGUGUAACCCGUGUGAGGUUCUCUCGCCUGUGCUGUGGGAACCUGGGCUAGAGCGGAGCUGGAGGAGCUGGCACUUUCUGCGGAGGGCCCGGUGGUAAAUACUCCAACUGUCGCGGCUACUCCACUGUUGUUAGAGCACAAAAACAGUCUGAAAUAUGUAAAUAUACUGAAAUUUGAA